Molecule: messenger RNA, 524 nt
Organism: Mollisia scopiformis
Lineage: Eukaryota; Fungi; Ascomycota; Leotiomycetes; Helotiales; Mollisiaceae
Exons: 1
Coding region: 147-476 (109 amino acids)
Source: RefSeq, a predicted model, not a curated record
UGGUCUGGUAAGGAUGUGGUGGGAGUAGUCGUCAAUGUAGUCAGACUCCUAGCAAAUAAUAAUAAUAAUCAUACGCAGGAAGUUCAGGAGCUGCGGAGAGAGGCGAAUAAUGGGCGAGGGAAGCAAGACAAGACGUGUGAUGGCGUAUGGCUGGCGUAUGUGUGUGUCUCGUGUAUGGAAUGGAUUCAAGUAGGGGAAAAGAUGUUGUUGAAGCAGCGAAAGCUAAAGGAGCACAAGAGUCAAGAGGCAAAGGCAGAGAGAGGAAGAGACAGCGGCGACCCGAGACCCGUCGACGACUCAACUACAUCCAGCUAGAGAGGGAAAGAAGCGUACAGUACAGUCGAAGCAGACACGGCGGCGACGAGGAUGAUCGAUGGGAAGGACCAAGAGCCAGGACCAGGGGGGCAGGAGGCUUGUCUAGUGUCGACUGUACUGUGUUCUCGCUGUUUCGCUGGUGGAAGGCCGACCGACGAUGAUGAUGGCGAAAAGAAAAGCAGCGAAUGGCAGAGGCGCGGAAGGCCACU